Molecule: messenger RNA, 5355 nt
Organism: Porites evermanni
Lineage: Eukaryota; Metazoa; Cnidaria; Anthozoa; Scleractinia; Poritidae
Source: the annotation of a GenBank genome assembly
AUGGCACAGCCUCAGGGGUAUGGUUAUCCUCCUCCUGUAGAAAAUAACGCUCAGUAUCCUCCUCCUCAACAGCCUUACGGUGGAUAUCCACCACCGCAGGCCGGUUAUCCACCGCCUCACGCUGGAUAUCCACCAAAUCAACAGCCUGGCGUAGGAUUUGCUCCGGCUCAACCUGGGUAUGGUGCUCCCGUCAGCCAACAACCUGGUAAAUAUUUGAUUAUUUUUCGCAGUUUUUGAGUUCUUACUCCCCUUUGAUUUCUAAUAGACUCCCUUUUAAUUAAUAUAUUUCGGUCUGGCUGCUACCAGAAAAAUCGUGUUGAUAAAAUCGCACAAUCGGUUAUGUUGUUAUUUCAAACUUAAGCUUACUUCUUGGGAUUUCCGCUUCUUUACGAAAGCAUUCCAUUCGAAUCCCUUUCGCGCGUUUUUUUUUUUUAAAUUUAGCUCAGCCCUUAAACCCUGCUACAAAACUGAUUUUCGGUGUUUUAUUAUUCAUUUUUAUUAAACGUUGCUGUAAUAUGGAGGUUUAAAAUGUGACAGACCAUGUGUUUUCGAUCAGAUCGAUCUUUGUCCAUGUUUGUUUUUACUCGCUUGGACAGAACAGAUGUUUACUAUGCUCAAAAUCUUAAAAUUUUCUUUCCUGAUUAGGUUACCCUGCUCCCGGUGGCCAGGGACAAAUUAAUUGGAUGCAAGCUCCACCAGUUCCAGAAAACUGCCCCCCAGGGUUGGAGUAUCUCACGCAAAUAGACCAACUUUUGAUAAAACAACAAGUUGAGCUGCUCGAAGGUACGUGUUUACACGAUUACUGUUUCAAGUGGUUACGUCACUUUCUUAAGAUUUCAGUUCCUAACAAAAAAUUUAAACUUAUUCGUUUCACGGCUUUACCUUUGACCUUUCUCUUUUUGGCAGCAUUCACUGGCUUUGAAACGAACAAUAAGUACAAGAUUUUAAACAGCAUGGGCCAACAAGUUUUCUUCGCGGCAGAGGGUGAGUAAUUUCUCAAAUUUGCAUUCGUUGCUUGCUGAUAAAUAUAAGCUUAAGCUUAGAAAGAAGUUUUCUAACAAGAUUGUCAAGUACUGUGACAUACGUGACCAAAAUUUGUUGAAUUGGCCAUUAUUUUGCCGGACUGUAUAAGUGUUUGGAAGGUAAUAAGUGUCUAUUAUGACAUUACAAUGCAUUUAUGCGUGAUAUUAACACCCCUCGUAAUUGCAAUUGGGUGGUUUAAUUUAGCUCUAUUUGGGCUUUCAAAGAAUAAAUUAAAACGGCUCGGCUAAUACAUAGUGUUUUGUACAGAUAAACACACUCUCUUUUAUCAGGAGCCAAUUAGCUUUUGCUUCUAUCUGUCUUUUUAUAAAGAAACUCACCCUCAUAAUUUUAAUAUUUUUUAAAACCUUAAACGUGAUAUGCCAUAACUUUACCUUUGAACUAAUAAAGCCUGUUUACGUGACGUCACGGUGGCCAUUUGGCGUUCCAAAACAAUGAAAUGGCAGUCAUGCUGGCAUACCAAGAAAUUCCUAAGGGACUUAAACUCUUUCCUCAUGUAAACACUUUCUUUUGUUCCAAUUAAUUUGCAUAAAUGUUUGCCACAGACAGAGUGAACUAGUCUAUAUUGGACUUCUGUCAUCAGAUAUUCAAAGGUUGCAUAAUGUUUUCCACUUAAUAAUUUGCUUGCUAUGUAGUGGAUAAGCUCAGGAAGAGGUGGGAGGUACACCCAUAUAUGGGCUAUGCAGGCACAUGUCCAUGUGCUGCUCAACAAGGCAUGCUAAUUUUCCCUAAUGGAACAAGGGAACAUUGGAGCGAGGGUGGCGCAGGUUUUUCUCCGGGUACUCUUGUUUUCCCCUCUCCUCAAAAAACAGACAUUUCCAAAUUCCAAUUCAACCAGAAAUCAGGUAAACGAAGAACCACUAUGUGGAUGUGCUACCUUCAAAUUGUUAUUUAUUUAUUUGGGUCACAAAUUCAUCUCCUUUUUUUCUAGAGCAGGUCCAAAGUCUAAAAGACUCAGUGGCACACUCAGAUCUGGAUAGUAAAUUUAAGGGAUAUAAAGUCCUAUUGCAUUAUCCGUUAGAUAGACUGAGAUUUAUCUUAGUGGAUAUGUAGCACUAUCUAUCUUUUGAGCACCUAAAACCUGAUCAAUAAUCCAUUUGCCUAUGCUUAACUCCUUUUUGUACAAUUUAUUAGACACUGAUUGUUGUACUCGACAAUGCUGUGGCCCUUCCAGACCAUUUGAGAUGAAGAUCUUAGACAACUUACAGCGUGAAGUCAUUCAUUUAUCUCGACCUCUUCGAUGCUCAUCUUGUUGGUUUCCCUGUUGCUUGCAAGAGAUUGAAAUACAGUCACCACCUGGGACAGUUCUUGGCUAUUGCUCUCAAUCGUGAGAAAAGUCCUUGUUUAAUACUCUGACUAGGGUCCCAAAAUCUCCGUAGCCCAACUCGUGGGGGGCUAUUUUGGGGGACAAGCAAAAAAAGUGCCUGGCCUUAAGCUUUUGCACCCAUGAAACAAAAAACAGUGCUUGCAUACUUUUAAACAGACAAAAUAUCAAAUGAACGUGUGUUCACCAGCAUUUUGUGUUAAAGAUUCAUCUUUUUAUGUUGAUAAUUAGGAUUGUAAAAAAACAUUAAUUAGUUUUUUCAUUUGAUAUUUUGAGUGCCAUACAUCAAUAAUGUUGCGCAGUCUGCAUACAAUAACAUUGCUUUGCUGAAUCAUAUAUUCUAUGUGUGAUAAAACGUAAUUUAAAGAUAGUUGACUUAGGCAGGUGAAAAAUAAAUGGAUAGAUUUUUCUGAUUAUAAUCAGCUUUUCCCAUAUGAUCUUUUCAGGUGGUCGAUAUGCAUUCCAAAGUUUGAAAUUCAGAAUGCCGCAAGAGAGACUGUCUUGAAGAUUGAAGGGCCUUUCUGCCAGUGUAAUAUCUGUGGAGAUGUUGAAUUCCAUGUAAGGAUUAUAUUUUCCCACCCAUUAACUCUUCCAUGCAUGUGUUACUAGUAGGGAACAGACUGAGCUGCUGUACAUGUAGCUGGAAUAGUUCUGAUCAGCAGUGGAAUUGUUCCUGUUUAAGAACGUACUGGUCUGGAUGGCUAUAAUUCUGACCAAUGGAGAACACUUAAAGAGUUGUGUCAUUCAGUCUUUUUAAUUCCUAGAAUUCAAUAAUGAGAUAUUAUGAGAAUCAUUAAUCUCCCCUCUAAUUAAUACAACAGAACAUAAUGUUGUCAUGUAUAAUUGACCCACAGAACAGUGUACACUUAGUGUAUGAAUGUUUCAGUCAUUUGAAUUUCAACUUCAUCAUGUGUUUUGGUUUGUCUUAGGUUCUGUCAGCCGACGGCCAAAACCAAGUAGGGAAGAUUUCAAAACAGUGGAGUGGACUUGUUAAGGAGGCAUUUACUGAUACAGAUAAUUUCGGAAUCACAUGUAAGUCAAGACCUUGUUAGAAAACAGACAAACAGAUAAGUUAUUCUUCUUUCCAGGAUGAAGGGCUAUAAGAUAAAUAUACACAGUGAGCCAUCUUUUAGAAAAUGCGGUAAGUACAGUGGCAGAUCCAGGGGGCCUGCCCCCCCUCCUCCCCUUAUUUUUGGACCAAAUUGAGGGUGAAGGGCCGAAAAAAAGCUUCUGGGGAGACCGGGCGCCCCCUUAUCUAAGGGUCUGGAUGACUGCUUGCCCCCGUUAUCUCGAGGUCUGGAUCCGGCACUGAAGUAAAAGGAAAAUUGCCUUUUAACCUUUUAGCUCUAACAAGAUUGAAACCCAAGGAGAGGAGUGGGGGCUACUCAACAAAGUUUUAUAUGAGGAGACUCCUGCCCAGACCAACCCCUUACCCUUUUAUAUACCAUUAAUAUACCUUCUAUCAACUAAUGGUGCCAUAACAAGCUGGUACCCCUUUUGGGCGGAGCCUUCCUUUAUAGGCCAUUGUAGGAAGUACCAUCCUGGGAUUAACAUAGCUGUCUAAGGCUGCAACCCUGUUCAGUUGAAGCUCUAUCAGUGCCAUCUGGAUUUUUUUUGAUCUAGUAUUAUUCCUGCUGCACCUUGUUGUUAGUUAAGUACGUUUAUUAAAUUUUAUUUUCCUUGGCUUUUGGAGUUAGAUGGUAAUGUACAAUAAUGAAUGAAAAAAAGGAAACUCAAUAAUAACUGACCAACAAAUGAAUGUACAUUGUUUUUAAUUAUUUCUUGAUUACCAGUAGAUACCUCAGAUAUCAUCUGUUGAUGCCCAUGCCAGCAUUUUCACCCAUGCAUGGUCCUUCUUUUAAUAUUGUUGCUGUUACUUUUAAAAUGUCAAGUACUGCAUGUCACCUGUUUCUCUUUACUCUGUUACAAUAAUGCUCUGUAAUUAUCUGUAGUAUCAAGUGUAAGUGACUGUACAGACUGUAAAUGGACUCUCUUUAUUUCAGUUAUCUGUAGUGAUCAAUGGCCCUUAGUUUAGAGAGUUACACUGGGAAACAUAUGAAACCAAAUGUGGCAAUAUUAACUAAGUAUAAUAAUGUUGUCUGUGUAUUCCUUAUUGUGUUUAGUCCCCAUGGAUCUUGAUGUCAAGAUAAAAGGAGUUAUACUUGGGGCAUGUUUCCUCAUUGUAAGUACAAACACUUGAAUCAAACUUCUGUAUCAUCUGCUACUAUACAUGCAAUGUCCCUUGGUUAUGAGUUUUGUUUUCCUAAGUUUUAUCUCUGCUUACUGAAAAGACAAAAGUAGACUUUUUGUUGCAACUUUUUCCAGGUUAUUUAACACCCCUUGCAGACUUUUCCAAACUAGACAUAUUGAAAAAUCCCUGUCCUGGUUCUCCUGAACUUUGGUUAUUGUGAUAUAUAUCGCAAGUUUUAUUCACAGAGGUGUUAGAUGGAUUUCUUUACUUACAAAAUGCCCAACAGUCUCUUAUUUUUCAUUUGAGUCAAGAGCACUGGUGAGGGUUAGAGUGGUGAAGUUGCAAGGAACAAGGGUGAAAGCUUGAGCAACGAAAAAAGCAAGAAAAAACUUUUCUUCUCCCCACCCCCAAUCUCCCCUCUUUUUUACCAUUAAUUUUCAUUAUUCUACUUUUUUGCCCACUGGACGAUGCUCUGAGGAAAGAAGGAUGACUGCUCACACUCUACAUAUUCCAGACACUUUUUAUUGCUGAUCUUGAUUAUAUUUUAAUAAGUAGAUUUCAGAUGAUAAUGACAUUCAUUAAAAAGUAAUGACUUUUUUUAUGCCUUUAUUGUCUUAAGAAGCUUUAUGACUUGCCUGUGAUAUCUAAUAUUGGCAGCUUAACAGACUUUGAUCUCAUCCCCAAUGCAAUGUCAGUCUGCAUGCAGUUCGAUUUUAAGCUUUUUAACUUUUUGUUUUCUUUUUUUCAGGAUUUCAUGUUCUUUGAACAAACUCAAGGCCACGACAAUGACCGCUUUUAA